UAUAAGCUUGCUGUCCGCUGCUUUUCGUCUAAGUUGGACUACUCUGUACCUCAGCAUGGAGCAGAACUACGUCAGGCAUGUGGAGCUUCUGGGCUUCGAGAAACGCUUCUUCCCGAGUCAGCACUACGUGUACAUGCUGAUGGUGAAAUGGAGCGACCUCACUGAGAAACUGAUCUACAGGACGUAUCCUGAAAUGCACAGCUUCCAUAAAUCACUGAAGGAAAUGUUUCCCAUCGAGUCUGGUAAAAUAGAAAAGAAAGACAGAAUCAUCCCUUCUUUACCAGCGCCGCGUUGGUUGGACAGCCAGAAGUCGACAGAGAACAGGCAGAGCACGCUGUCUGGAUACUGCCACUCGCUCAUCAACCUGCCGCCUCACAUCUCUCGCUGCAAACUGCUCACCAGCUUCUUCCAAGUUAGACCCGAAGACGAGAACCCGCCUGCCCCAAACACACUGAAAAGAAACGAGACCUUUGUGGUGUCCAGAGAGCUGGCCAGAGGAAAUGCAUCCGUGAUUUCUGGUCCCAUCAUACUGGACACCUACAGAGUGAUCGCUGACUACACCAAGACGACCAAGCAUGAGAUCACUCUGCACACCGAUGACCUCGUGGAAAUCGUGGAGAAAAACCAGAACGGUUGGUGGUUCUGUCAGUGUGAGAAUAAACGCGGCUGGAUUCCUGCUUCUUACCUCGAACCUCUGGACGCACCGGAGGAGUCUGAGGACGCUGAUCCAAACUACGAAGGAGAGCUCUACACCACCUGCACAGCCUACAAGGCGGAGCAGAGCGAUGAGAUCUCUCUGGAGCCGGGUCAAACCAUCGAGGUGAUUCACAAGCUGCUGGACGGCUGGUGGGUCGUCAGGAAAGGAGACGAAACGGGUCAUUUUCCCUCCAUGUUCCUGCAAAAAGCUGGAAAGGAAUGUGAAGCGAUGAAACUGCAGGGACAGAAACCGCCACCGCGCAGGUCCACCAUCCGAAACGCCAAGAGCAUCCACAAGAGAGGAAAGCAGCAGCUCAGCCAGGACUCGUACCGCAGGAACAGCCGCCGCUACCUCCAGCAGAAGAGCAAGCUGAGAAAAGAGUCCGAAAGCGGCCCCAAGUCUCCACUGAAGGAGAGGACGAACCAAGAAAACAUUCCCGAGCAGUCCGGCUCCAGCUCAGAGAGCGAGCUGAAGAAGGACACUCCGGUCAUCCCUCCUCGGCCGAGUGCGGAGCUCAUCUUGGAGCGCUGCACCGACAACACCUGCAAGAGAGUCAGCAUCCACAAGUCAGAGACCAGCUCCAGCAGCUAGCCUGGACGACAUCCAUCAUCAUACGUCUUAUAGAAGUCGCGUUGAAACAGCCUUUUUUAGAGCUUUUAUCUUCCUUCGUUUGAUGUAUUUAUGGUGACAGAGGAUGUUGGGGAUUGUUCAAACUGUGUAAACCAAUGAGAGACCAGCUAACAGGGAGAAAAGAAGGUUGUCAUUUAAAUAAAAAGUCACACAAUUUAGAAAGUAAGUCAAAUUUUAGACCAUUUGCAUUGAAUCACAAUACAUUAUACAGUAUGGAAAGUUGCCCAAAAGCUAUUUUUAUGUUUAAUUUAAAUGUGACAUUAAAAUAUAAGUCUGUUGUUAUUCUAUAUUUUUUUCUUACUGUCAGCAAAUCGCAUGAAAAGACCCAAACCAACAAUGUUUUAAUCUGUCUUCUCUGCUCAUUGUUUAAAGGAAAUCUUCAAAAAACAGCUUAAAUAUAUAUUAUUUCACUUUUUAAAAGGCUCAAAAAUGUCCUAAAACAUUUAGCCACUGUCGUUUUAGCAAACUUAAAGGAUGCAAUUGUGUAUUUUCUUAAAGGGGCUGCAAGAUUAAUGUACCAAUAUAUGUUCUCAAUCAAUCAUCUAGUCUAUAAAUUGGCAAGAACUUAAGAAAAAAUGCAUGGAUUUAAAAGUUGAUCUGAAGCUAAUAUGAAGCUUCAAGAACAAAAAGAUGAGAGAGAAAGAAAGAAAGAACAAGAAAAACGAAAGAUGGAAGGCACGAAUGAAAGAAAGAAGAAAGAAGAUGAAGAAAGAAAGAAAAAGGAAGAACAAAAAGGAUGAGAGAGAAAGAAAGGAAGAGAGAAAGAAAGAAAGGAAAAAAAAUGCCCGUAACAGGUUCCCAGAGUCCCAGACUCCAAGUUAAUGUCUUCAAAAGUCUUGUUUUUUCCAGCCAAUAGUCCAAAACCCCCAAAAAAACUUAGUUUACUGUCACAGAAUACAAAGAAAAAUGAAGAAUAUACACGUUUGAUAAGCUGGAAUCAGUGAAGUUAAAUGAACUAAAAUGCUAAUCGCUGCAGCUUUAAUUUACUGGGGACUAUUUUCAGCGGCGGAUGAAUCCACAUUUGCUGCUUUAUUGAGUAUUUCUAUGUGUGUGUGUGAUUGAGUCAACUAAACUACUAGUGUGUGAUGAUGUCGCCCGGUGCAACGGUGUGACUCAUUGACGUGCUUUUAGUUAUUUUUGGAGACACGGAGGAAUCAGAUUCAUCAGGCUUUGGGUAUUUGUUGGUUUGAGCAUUUUUAUUUGAUUCCUUAACUAUAAGAAAAAUAUAGAUCCUUUAAAGUCGGUAUUUGUAGGGUUUUAAAAACGGUCGUAUUUUGGCGCCAUCUGGUGGUCAUAUCAGCAAAUGACAACGUGACAAACAACGAUACAUGCUGCAUAAAGAAAGCCUUUUUUAAUCUGCUUUAAUUACAUUCAAAUCCUCCACAUAAUAACUUUAAAGAUCCUCCAGCCUUGAAACUUUCCUCCCGGCUCAGUGUUACAUUUAAUAUUACAGUAACAAUGCUUGACUUGCAUUAUUUUAAGUCCGUUAUCUUAUGAUUUUAGUGUUAUUAUCAACAUUCCUUGUGAUUAAAACAAUGUUUUAUUUCGUAAUAUUUAUUUUAAAGGCCCAGAACUCAUAAUAAUCUCUAUGAUGAAGCAUUAAAGUCAGUCAUGUUGAGGUAUAAUAUGAUAUUUAAGCUCUGAUCACAUAAAAAUAAACAAUUAUGACAGUUUAUCAAAAAAAUGGCAAUUGUAAAUAAGAUUUCACUCCCAACAAACCAGCAGGACUUUAUAUCCGUUUUGCUUUAUUUUCAUAUCUUCAGCUCUACUUUGUUGUUAGUUUCUAGUAUUCACGUUUGCAAGAAGUCAAGAAAAAGCUAAUUUUUUUUGCUUGUGACUGGAAGCAUUUAUCUCCAUUUUUCAAGCAUGCAAUCUGUAGAGCGUUGUUUUUAUUUAUUUGCUUUAUAAGUUUUUACAAUAAAAGAAAACUUUAAGCUUU
Scomber scombrus (Atlantic mackerel) is the source of this 3266-nucleotide messenger RNA. It is a transcript of the gene ncf1, whose product is annotated as neutrophil cytosolic factor 1. The transcript is spliced from 11 exons. Gene Ontology annotation, biological process: superoxide anion generation; respiratory burst. NCBI's taxonomy places the organism in Eukaryota, Metazoa, Chordata, Actinopteri, Scombriformes, Scombridae. The coding region runs from base 56 to 1288 and encodes 410 amino acids. The record is from RefSeq and is a predicted model, not a curated record. Gene Ontology annotation, molecular function: phosphatidylinositol binding; superoxide-generating NADPH oxidase activator activity; protein binding. Gene Ontology annotation, cellular component: cytoplasm; NADPH oxidase complex.